CUGCCAAAGAGCCGGGAUGUCCCAGACUGGCACAGGAGUUCCUGUCAUGGACAGAGUGGGAGCUUCAGCAAAAGCUUUGUUUCUUUAUUGGAGAAACUCCUGCUGAGUCAUGAGGUGGAAAAAUGGCUUUGAUUUUGGUUACAGGUAUCUCCUCUAACUCAUCACUGUCUUUUUCCACAGGGCAGAAGCCAAUGCCCAGCCACAGCCAAUGUCCAACAGCAGCUCCAUCAGCCACUUCCUCCUGCUGGCACUGGCAGGCACGUGGCAGCUGCAGCUCCUGCACUUCUGCCUCUCCCUGGCCAUCUCCCUGGCUGCCCUCCUGGGCAACGGCCUCAUCAUCAGCGCCGGAGCCUGCGGCCACCACCUGCACACGCCCAUGUUCUUCUUCCUGCUCAACCUGGCCCUCAGCCACCUGGGCUCCAUCUGCACCGCUGUCCCCAAAGCCAUGCACAAUUCCCUCUGGGACACCAGGACCAGCUCCUAUACAGGAUGUGCAGUCCAACUAUUUUUUUCUGUCUUUUUCAUUUCAGCAGAGUUCUCCCUUCUGACCAUCAUGUGCUACGACCGCUACAUGCCCAUCUGCAAAGCUCUGCACUACGGGACCCUCCUGGGCAGCAGAGCUUGUGCCCACAUGGCAGCAGCUGCCUGGGCCAGUGGCUUUCUCUUUCCACUGCUGCACCCAGCCAAUACAUUUUCCCUGCCCCUUUGCCAGGACAAUGCCCUAGGCUACUUCUUCUGUGAAAUCCCUCAGAUCCUCAAGCUCACGUGCUCCACAUCCUAUCUCAGGGAACUUGGGUUCAUUGCAGUUAGUGCCUGUUUAGGACUCGGAUGUUUUGUGUUCAUUGUUUUCUUCUAUGUGCAGAUCCUCAGCGCCGUGCUGAGGAUCCCCUCUGAGCAGGGACAGCACAAAGCCUUUUCCACCAGCCUCCCUCCCCUGGCCAUGCUCUCCCUGUUUGUCACCACUGGCACAUUUGUCUGCCUGAAGCCCCUCUCCAUCUCCUCCCCAUCCAUGGAACUGGCACUGUCAGUUCUGUACUCGGUGGUGCCUCCAGCCCUGAACCCCCUCAUCUACAGCCUGAGGAACCAGGAGCUCAAGGCUGCAGUGUGGACACUGAUGACUGGAUGAUUUCA
Vidua macroura (Pin-tailed whydah) is the source of this 1131-nucleotide messenger RNA. Its product is annotated as olfactory receptor 14J1-like. The record is from RefSeq and is a predicted model, not a curated record. Bases 209 to 1126 code for a protein of 305 amino acids. Gene Ontology annotation, biological process: G protein-coupled receptor signaling pathway. The transcript has a single exon. Gene Ontology annotation, molecular function: G protein-coupled receptor activity; olfactory receptor activity. NCBI's taxonomy places the organism in Eukaryota, Metazoa, Chordata, Aves, Passeriformes, Viduidae. Gene Ontology annotation, cellular component: membrane.